Molecule: messenger RNA, 850 nt
Organism: Malaya genurostris
Lineage: Eukaryota; Metazoa; Arthropoda; Insecta; Diptera; Culicidae
Product: lysozyme c-1-like
Exons: 3
Coding region: 275-718 (147 amino acids)
Molecular function (GO): lysozyme activity
Source: RefSeq, a predicted model, not a curated record
UCUUCACUUUCGAUCGUGUUAAACGAGAAGGGACUGUUUACUAACGCCAGAUUGCUAUUAGGGCCAGAGUGGUAAACAUUGUGUGAGGUGCCGGCUCGGCUAAAUAGUUUGUGCCAAUGAUAGGCCACCCGAUAGGUCUCGCCGAGUGGAACAAAAAUCAAUGGAAACUCGGUACCACCGCGCAGAAGUGAAAUAAUUAUCAGUGCAAUCGGAUCCUGCAAAAAAGAGUUCACCGAAAGGAGGUAGCUCCACACGACAAGCUCCUGCACAAAACAUGUCUUCAAAUCAAGCACAAUUUAUUGCAGCCGGCCUGUGCUAUUUGCUGAUGGUGUGUGCCGUGGUCGGCGAAGCGAAGGUUUUCACCAAGUGUGCCCUGGCAAAGGAACUGGGCAAGAAUGGUAUUUCCCGCACCUUCUACGGCCACUGGAUUUGUCUGGCAAAUGCGGAGAGCGGUUUGGACACGACCAAAGUGACUAAACUGCCCAAUCUCACCAGUAGCUUCGGAAUGUUCCAAAUCAACAGCAAGGAAUGGUGCCGCGAGGGUCGUAAGGGUGGAAAGUGUAAUAUGAAAUGUGAAGAUUUUCUGGACGAUAAUAUUGCCGACGAUAUCGACUGUUCGAAGAAAAUUCAGAUGCAGUAUGGAUUCAACGCCUGGAACCUUUGGCAGAAGAAGUGCAAGGGCAAGGAGCUGCCCGAUAUUUCCAAGUGCAAUGCUUAAUUCCAAAGCUGGUAUGGCGAAUAGUUCCCGUAGGUUAUGGCGUUAAUUGCCUUUGCUCGUGUGAUAAAUGUUGAUUCCUAUUCUUGAUACCAGUUAUUUGCGUUUAUUAACAAUAAACAUUUUUCAGCAGCA